Messenger RNA from Cheilinus undulatus (humphead wrasse), 11711 nucleotides. RefSeq names its product lysine (K)-specific methyltransferase 2Bb (gene kmt2bb). Gene Ontology annotation, molecular function: protein binding; zinc ion binding; histone H3K4 methyltransferase activity. NCBI's taxonomy places the organism in Eukaryota, Metazoa, Chordata, Actinopteri, Labriformes, Labridae. Gene Ontology annotation, biological process: positive regulation of DNA-templated transcription. Gene Ontology annotation, cellular component: histone methyltransferase complex; nucleus. The record is from RefSeq and is a predicted model, not a curated record. The coding region runs from base 40 to 11631 and encodes 3863 amino acids. The transcript has 36 exons.
UCAAACUGCUAGCCGUCGGAGUGUGUUGUUGUUGAAGCAAUGAUGGCGGCAGCGGGAUGCGGAUCAGCAACCGCGGCUGCCGUAGGAGGCCAAGGUGGACCCGCUACGGCCAGAGGUCGUUUCCCCGGUCGGCCUUGGUCGUCCCGCAGUCGUUUGCGCUCCGAGAAGCGGUGGCAACUCGGACGAUCAGGCUUAGAAGCUGAUGAUGUGACUAGCGGAGGGCCAAGGCCCGCAAACCUGGUUCUAUCGUUAAACGAAGACCAGUCCCACUUACGCUUACUUGGGAUAGAGGCGAGCCACAAGAUCCUUGGCCAGGCUGGAUACAGCUCUAGUGGGAGUGAAGAGGUGAGGUCCCAAACCGACCCAGGAGGAGAGGACUUCAGAGGAUUUGAAGCUGAGAGAAAAAGCUCCAAAGGAUCUGGAUGGUCCCGACAAAACCCUUUGAAAGGUGAUGCUUCCAACGCAAAAUCAAAAAGGCAAAAUGAGAAGUCAUCACUCAAAAAGCUACCAGUGGAUGCAGCUAUCACCCCACCUGACCCUUUAAAAGAUGUUAAAUUUUCAGAAGAAAAGCAAGGCUUAUUUCCUGGAGUGGAGCUGGCAAAGGGUUGCAGGAAAGGUUCAAAAGGAAAAAACGCCAUGGGUCGUCGGUCUGCUAAAAGCGGAGCCUCAUCAGCAUCACCGAGAAUUACUAUAAAGUUGGUGGCCAAAAAGAAAGUGAAAACUGUGAAGGAGCCUCAUAUAAAGUCUGCAAGGAAUUCAAAGAAAAAAGGAAUUCAGGAUCAGCCUAAAGCUGAGGACGUUCAGGGUGACCAGAUUUCAAGUGCUCAUGUCAAAUUAAAAACUGAACCACAUGAAGAGAAACAUGGCACUGAAGACAAGGGAGGAGGGACUACACCUGCUAGAAGGCGAGGAAGAUCUGCUUCAAAGACGGAGCCUGUCUGCCAGACAACUGCCAAAGCCUUGGUUGAUGACCAAAAAUCAAAAGAGACUAUAACAGAGGAUCAAACUAACACUGUUAAAGACAGAGGGACUGUCGAACCAAAAACAAAUGCAAAGAUAUCAAAGCAUAAGGAAGUUCUGACAGAGCAAGGUCCUGGUGUUAAAACGGCAGUGACUCGUAGGAGCUGUAGAGUCACUCAGCCUCUUUCUGAAAAGGUCUCAGACAGCGCUGCUGAACCAGAAAGUCUGAAUAAAAAUAAUACUAUUUUGACCGAGACAGAGGCAGAAGUUUCUAAAACAGUUGGGGCCAAACCACCUGCAAAGAGAAGGCGGCAAAGCAAGCGGCUGAAUAAGGAUGUUGUGGUGCCAGAAAACCAAGGUUCAUCAUUAAAACAGACUGAUAAUUUAGCUGCACAAUCCAGUGAUGAUCUGCCUUUUAAUAAAGAGGAAAUGAGAGUCCCAAGCUUAAAGCUGAUAAAAAUCAGAAACCCAAAAUAUGAUGCGCAGGCCAGAGGGAAGAACGCCACUCGGAAGAAAAAGCGGAGAAAAUUUAUCUGGACUCUAACUUUAGUGAAGGGGAAAAAUCAGACACCAGCUCCUGAAAGCGCCGUCAAAGUAACAGAGAAGACUGUCGGUGUUUCGGAUCAGUUUUGCGAGAGCAGUGUCAACAUGAGCUUGAAGGGUGUCGAUAAAAAAUCUAAACUAGAUAACUCUGCUCCAGAGGAGGGUAAACGCACAGAUGAUAAGGAAAAGGCUUCCCAAAACAAAGCUGACAUGCCAUUUGAGGAAAAGUUGUCAUCAGUGGUGGAGAGUGAAGUGCACCACAUAAAUGAAAUGCCUCUGCAAGAAACUGUGAAAACUGAUUGUGGAAAAGUCCCUCCGCUUCAAAUCAAAAAGGUUUCCUCUCCUGGAAAACACAAAAGCUCAAAGCCAUCCUUUUUGAUUCAGCAGAUCAGCCCUGUGUCUGAAAAGAAGGAGGAUGUGAAAGAACUCAGUGAAGUAAAUGAGGAGAAAAUGAUCACUCCUGUUACAGAAGUCACUCCAACUAGGAGAUUAAGAACAAGGACACCAAGCUCAGAUUCACCACAGUCAACAUCCGUCAUUAAAAAAACGGGGACUGCUCAGAAACGGAGGCUUAGAAAGAGUCAGGUGGAUGAAGUGACUCCGCAGGUACAAGUUGAAGAUUCUUCUCAGGCUACAACUGAAGAUAUCCUCUCACACAGUCUUCCUGAUAACUCUGAUCAGAUUUUGGCUGAGGAACCUUUACCAGUGACAAGUUUAAGCUCCUCUGAAGCUACUGAUAAGGAUCCCUCUGAGGUUCCUGUUAAAGCAUCUUCAGAGAAAGUUGAGAAUGAGGUAGAACCGCAGAUUGAAGAGGCCAAAGCAUUGCCUGUGCCUUCCAAACCUAAAAGAUGUAGAAAUAAUAAAUUAUCUAAAAAGAGGUCUGUUCAAAGGAAGAGGGCUGUGGUCUCUCCUAAAGCUGCUGUGGACACAGAGUUGGCGACAGCUGAAACAACAGUUGCUGAAACUACAGUCAGAGAAACUGUGGUAAAAGAAGACACUCUGUCUGAAGUGACAGAGGAAAGUCAGCCAGAAACACAUGACUGUACCCAGCCUGAGGAAGAACAGGACCAUACCCAGCCUGAGGAAAAACAGGACUCUGUGUCAGUGGAAGAGGAGCAGAUACAUCCACCAGUCAAAGAGGAAACAGAUAUCCAGUUGAUAGAUAGUCAGCAGCCGGUGAUAUCUGAGAGUCAGACCAGUGAUCCAAGUUCAUUGUGCCUACAAAAGAAAUCUCCAAAAAAGGUUAAAAAGAGGCGUAAAAGUUUGAUUGGUCAACGACAGAAACACAGGCACAGAGCAAGAGAUGGGAAGUUUGCUCCACUUAAAGGACCUGGAAACAGUCCCAAAACUGUUGAGGUGGAUAAUGAAAUAUCAACCCAAAUGGCAGCUAGCACACUGACGCCCACCUCCAAGCUUAUUGGAGUACAGAAAAAAUGCAAAAAGAGACCAACAGGCCUUCAUUUUAUAGGGUCUAAACGUCCCAAACCACAAUCUAAAAUAAUUUCUAAGCUGUUAGAAAUUGGGUUGGACAAAGAGAGUUUAAAGCAAGAGGAAACGGACACUUUAGUGGAUGUUGGACAACCAGAUGUUGUGGACACCCAGCCUGUUAAAUCAAAGUUUGUUAAAAACAUCAAACAUUUCAUCAUGCCGGUUGUAAGUGCCAGAUCCUCACGGGUUAUCAAGACCCCUCAAAGGUUUAUGGAUGAUGCUGGGAUGUCGGUGUUGCCUCGCAGAAACUCUCCAAAAAAAGGAUUACAGGUUGGCUUGCAAAUGCGUCCAGCUAAGAGGCGCGACGACGAGAUGUGCAGACCAAUAUCCCCAAUUCUGCCCAUCGAUGAGGAAGAUAUAUUGAGUGAGGCUCAGCUGGACGUAGACUUGUUUUCAGCUCAGGACCUGGAUGAUGACAUUGAUUUAGCUGACAGCCUGUUUUCUGAGAAAAAGAGCAGCAGUGCAGAAAAGAAGAAGCCUUUCCUACAAAACUCUGGUUUCAAGUGGAACAUGCCAGAAGAAUCCAGUGAGGACUUGUUUGAUCUUGACAAGACUCUGGAUAGCAAAUGUGAGGAUCCGUUUUUAUCGACACCAGUUGAUAAGCCCACGCAACUACCUACUGACCCCCUGGAUUCUCAGAAGAAGAAAAGCACCACCAAGUUAAACAAACAAACGGCCCCUCUUAAGAUCUAUCAAAAGCUGAAUAAGACACAUGCAGGAACUCCCAAAAGCAAAACAGCAGCAGAGAUGGAAAGUGUGAGCAAACCUCCUCCACCUCCUGUAGAUCUAGCAGAAGGUCUGGAUGAUGAAGCCAUGAGCAUCAGUCUGAGGCAGAGGACUACAAACACAGAGAAGAGCAAAUCCAAGCUCAAGAUAGAGGACCUUGAUUCCCCUGGAGUGGUGAGAAAAGUUUCUGUGUGUGUUAGGACGCCUAAAUCCAAGCCCCUCCCAGUUCAGCACAGUAAAGUGGAAGAUGUAGCAAAAAAAGACUCUGCCCAACUUCCCUCAGGAGAGCUGCAGUCAGAAGAUAUCCCAGUUGCAGAUGAAGUCGAUGAUCUUGGAUCAAUGGAGAAGGGAGCUUCACAAAGAGCGCGCCUAACAGGAGCAAAUAAAAGAAUGUUCAACUUGCUCAGGAAAGCCAAGGUCCAGCUCAUUAAGAUUGACCAGCAGAAACAGCUGAAGUCAUCUGGGUUGCUUUCUAGCUCAAGUGGUGCCCGGUCUCGGGAUGUGAGCUCUAAGAGACAAAGGAGGAAGCAGAGGGUUCAGCCUGAGCCUACUGUGCCUGUCAAGACUGAGCCUCCUCCAGCACAACCGCCGCAGGUCAUCUCGCCGCUGUGCCAGGAGUUUCGCAGAGCAGGAGGUCCACGUAUCAAGCAUGUAUGUCGUGCUGCAUCUGUGGUGCUGGGGCAGCCCCGAGCCUUGGUACCAGAUGACAUUCCCAGACUCAGUGCCCUGCCUCUACAUGAGCGAACUGGCAUUUCCCCUUCAGACGUCACAAAAGAUAUUGGGUCUCCCUCUGAGUCAGACAGUCCCGGUCUGUCUGAUACAAAGGUCACCAAGGUAAAGAAACCAUCGAAUUUUGUGAAGCGGAAAGGGCUUGGGCCGUUCGGGUAUCGCUCACGCAGGUGUGGCAUUUGCAAAGGCUGUAACCGUGAGGACGACUGUGGCCGCUGCAUGAACUGCCUUGACAAGCCGAAAUUUGGUGGUCCCAAUACCAAACGGCAAUGUUGUGUGUACAAGAGAUGUGAUCAGAUUGAGGAGAGAAAAGCUCGCAGACUGAGUGGAAGAUCAGCUCCUAAAGGUUCCUCUAAGCGACGGCGAUCCUCACCCAGUGGGGGACAUUCAAGUAAUGAUGAGGGGAACGAUGGCACUGCGGAUUCACCAUCUGGUCUCCAUGGUGACGGCAGCAGCCCAUCAGUGCGUAAACAGCCAAAGCGUGUUGUGAAGCCCCGAGUCUACUUUGACCUGGUGGACUACGACUCUGAUCUAGAUGACAAAGCUGUCCAAAACUCUUCAUCACCAGCAAGGAGGAGAGGCCCAGGGCCCCGGUUUAGUCAAGAUUUUGUGUCGUUGGAUGGUUUCCUUGGAGACAUUUCAGAUGAUGAAGUCAGGCAUCGAAAGUCGACCUCACACCGUGUACCAUCUGUACAGAAACGGAAACCUGAGAAGGGUCCUUUGGAGCAGACCCCUCCCAGUGUCCUGGCUGCCCUGGCCCACGGCUUUGAGCAGAGAAACGUUGAGUCUUCUAAACCGACUCACAAAAUCAGAGUCGACUUUAAAGAGGACUGUGUUUUAGAGAAUGUCUGGAACAUGGGUGGUUUGAGUAUACUGACCUCUGCACCGGUCAUGCCGCCCUAUGUCUGCUUCCUUUGUGCCAGUAAAGGGCAACAUGAGAUGUUGUAUUGCCAAGUGUGCUGUGAGCCCUUCCACAAGUUCUGCCUUGAACCUGCAGAGCGCCCCUCAGAAGAGAAUAAAGAAAACUGGUGCUGUCGUCGCUGCAAAUUUUGCCAUGUGUGCGGAAGGAAAAACAAGCAAUCAAAGCCAUUGCUGGAGUGUGAGAGAUGUCAGAACUGUUACCACACCUCCUGUCUUGGACCAAACUAUCCAAAACAAAACAAGAAGAGGAAAGCUUGGGUCUGUAUGUCGUGCAUCAGGUGUAAAAGUUGCGGUGUCACACCGGGGAAGAGUUGGGACACUGACUGGAACCAUGACAAAGGACUCUGUCCUGACUGUUCAAAGCUCUAUGAGCUGGGUAACUACUGUCCAAUCUGCUUCAAGUGCUAUGAGGAUAAUGACUAUGACAGUCAGAUGAUGCAGUGUGGCACCUGUAACCACUGGGUACACGCCAAGUGUGAGGAUCUAACAGAUGAGCUGUAUGAGAUCCUGUCUAGCUUGCCUGAGAGUGUGGUUUACUCAUGUCGGCCCUGCAGUGUGACCCAGCCCAGUGCGUGGAGAGAGCUGCUUUACAUAGAACUUCGUUCUGGGGUGGAGAAGGUGCUUGCUUGCUUGCUUUCCUCCACUCUCACCCAGCAUCUUGUUACCUGCUCACAGUGUGAAAGACUGGUUGAUCCUGAAAGUGGAACAGAAGGACAGCCGGCCUGUGACCUCCGAGCUGUUGGCAAGAAGUUUGAUAAGGGCCUUUAUACAUCUUUGAAAACCUUCCAUGAAGAUGUGGUUCAGGUGGUGCGAAAGAGGCUUGAGCAAGAGGAGGAUCUUCCAGAAGAGCAGAGACCCACUGCUUUAGCGCGCUCUUACUACUUAAAGCUCCUGGAGGAGGUUUUUAAUUGGUUCAACAGCCAAGACCCAAAGGUGUGGAACCCAUGUACCAAAGACUUACCCAUGGGGAUGCUGUCCCACGCUGUUCAACCUCCUACGUCGGAGCAUGUUUAUGCACAGUGGCACGAAAGAGAGGAGUUCCCAUCGAUGGCUCCACUGAGUCUACUGCAGGACGACAACGGGCAGAUCUUGGAUGUAAAAGAAGAAGAAGCUGUUUCUCCGGUGUCUGGGGAACCAAUAACCCGCAACCACUUCAACACCAGCAGGGCUGUGAGGCUCAAAUUCAAAGGGAGACGCGGCCGUCUUUCUAAAGCUGAUUUAGACACUGGAUGGUCCAAGGAAGAUGAGAGACAGUGCUCCUUGUGCCAGAAAUAUGGGGACCUGAAACCGAAUGAUGCAGGCCGUUUGCUGUUCUUAGGUCAAAAUGAGUGGGCACAUGUCAACUGCUGUCUGUGGUCAGCUGAGGUGUUUGAAGAGGACAAUGGAUCUCUACUGCAUGUACACAGUGCAGUCACAAGAGGGCGCUUGAUGCGAUGUGAACGAUGUAACCAGACAGGAGCUACGGUGGGCUGCUGCCUGACGUCCUGUCAAAGUAACUACCACUUUAUGUGUGCCCGCUCCCGCCACUGUGUGUUCCAGGAUGAUAAGAAGGUUUACUGCUACAAACAUCGACAUCUCAUCAGCGGCAGGAUGAUAACUGGUCAGGAGUUUGAAGUAAACCGUAGGGUCUAUGUGGAUUUUGAAGGGAUCAGCCUCCGCAGGAAGUUCCUGACUGGAAUUGAACCAGAGUUGAUCAACGUGAUGAUUGGUUCCCUUCAGAUUGACAAGCUGGGUGUGCUGAGUGAACUGUCAGCUAACAAAGGGAAGCUGUGCCCUGUCGGUUUUCAGUGUUCUCGUUGGUACUGGAGUACAGUCAAUCCAUUGCAUCGAUGCAAAUAUACAUGCACGGUACGAGAGGUUCGUCCAUCUGUCCCUGAGAAGCCUGUGGAGGAGAUGCCUGACCAAGGAGACAAUCACACCAUUGUUCACAGCCCCUGUGCACUGCCUGAAUCUGAAGUACAAGAGACUGAUACAGCAGAGUCCCAAACCCCAUCAGAAGAUACCUUUGUCCCAGGACCACCGGCUAAAUCAGAACAUGGUGCAAGGCCAAAGAUUCCUGGCUAUCCUCAAACCAGAAGGCCAGCUGGGGGAAUGUCCCGACCACUGCCAUCCCCAGGACUUGUGCAGGCGAAACCUCAUCAUAUUUUAACUGUAAGUGAUCUGGAGGAGACUCGAAGGGUUCGCCGGCAUAGUCCACACUCCCAAACCACAGGGCCCCGCAGUCACAUGUCUCCUCCUCACCUGGGUCCUCUUGGUGGAUCAGUCUCUCUCCGUGCAGGAAAAUCUUCCCAUCCCACCUCCCCCCUGUUUCCACUUUGUGCUACUGACAACCUGAUUAACUCUCCCCCAUCUCGCCAAGCCAGUGGUAGAAGUGCUUCCUCUGUCCGAUGCUCUGGAAAUACAAUGACAUCGUCUUUCUUCCCUCAGUCUCCCUGGCAGGACAGCACAGGAGGCUUUUCCUCUCCCGGUCUGUCUUUCUCUUCCUCAAUUCAUCUACCCAGAAAUCGCCUGUCGUUUGAUCUUAGCCAGCCAGACUCAGUGGAGGUGCCGCACAACUUUUUAGCUUCUCCAGAACCUGAAGACAUCUCUCCAGCUAACGGUACAUCUCCCCAGGAGGAUGUAGACCAACAGAAAGGUGAGGACCACUUCCCCUAUGGAUCAUUCCACAAAGAUCCCAGCAUGAGUCUGGACCAAGAGAUGAGGACAGAACUAGAGAUUGAAGAAACACUCCUUAACGAAGGUGUGGUGAUGAACUGUGGAGGGCAGAUAGUGGUGGAAGGUGAUGAUCAGGAGGAAUUUUGGGCAAAACCCCCAGAGGUACACAAGAGGAAGAGUCUUGUUGCAAACUUACCACGCUCUGCAGCGUCAACGAGGGAUGACUUAGGCAACACCUCCUCAGAUGAUGAUAUGGAGCACUAUUUUGACUUCUCACGGACAAUAGUCACCCGUCCCAGUUCAAAAGAUCGUGCCAAGUCGCCUUCCUCUCCGUCAUCUCGGCCUUUGGCUCAGCUUGAUGGUGUUGAUGAUGGUACUGAGAGUGAUGCAAGUAUUGUUACCAAUGAUGAUACUCAGAAAGUUGAGGGCUCUGGUCAAGCUCAGAUAAAAGCCAAAAACCUAAAUAACAAAAAUGUCACUGAAUUUGAAAUGCCAAAUGAAAUACAGGUUGUCCAGAGUCUGCCCACUGAAGCAUCAUCGAACAAUAAAAACCCUACAGAUCACCUACCUCAAGACCCACCCAUAUCUGGAAACUUGGAAAGAUCCAACCAUCCUGUGCUCAAUCAGGAAACAGUGCUUCCUGCUCCAGUUCAUAAUGCUCUGCCUAGCUUACUCACAAAGGUGCCUGAGAAAUCAUUGUCAGAGGAGUUAUACCAAGAAUCGCAUUUAGAGUUCACCUCUGGAUCAUCUCUUGUCCUAGAGAGAUGUGAGUCAGGUCCCCAUAUGACUGAGAUGGUUCCCCUGUUGGGAGGACCAUCACUUGAAGCCCAAGAGUCUGAUGGUUGUAAACCCCUGGGCUUAGAGCCCAGCAGAAGCCACUUUGCAUCUUCAACAGAUGGGACUUCUAGGCUAAUGAACCACUUACUGGCUAAUACAGAGGAACCCUCAUUAGCAGAGUCUGCUAAAAACAGUCAGGGCAGCAUGCUGGAUCUUCUUCAGCCCUCUCCUUUGGUGUCUACAGAUGGACCAAACCCCUCUCAAAACCUUGGAGACUCACUGCAGAUGUUUCCCUGUAUGCCAGGAAUGAGUCAACCUCCUCUAACAAGUAUAACACUUCAGCCUGUAACAUCCACAGAGGAGUCAACACCCACAGGACCUUUGUCUGCCAAACUAACCACCCUCAGUCCAGUUGGAGAUCUGACGCAAACACUGCUAAAUGUCGGCCCACAAAGUGAUCCAGUGCUAUUAGCUACAUCGGGUGCAUGUUCUCCAGCAGGAACCUGUAGAACUGUCUCUCUUCCUUUAAUCUCCACACAAACACAGCCACUUGGCCCUACAGGUGUCACAAUUGUUUCUUCAACUGCAUCCAUGUCAUCUCUUUCUGGACUGCCAAUGCAGUGUUCAGCAGCUCAAACACCUCUCCAAACCACCUCAACCCCUGUUAUCUUGAACGGCUACAGCUCUUCAUCUGUGGCUCCGUCGGGUCACACCAUCUCCAUCAAUUUCUCUGCCCCUAGGCCGGCUGUAGAGCCACAACAGCCAGUGGUUCACCCGGCUUUACCUGGACACGCCAUCCUCACAGUGAAGGAGGUCGGCGGGCCAAAUGUGGAUCCUACCCCUCAUGUCCUGCUAGUGAAUCGUCUUGGACAGAUCUUUGUGAAAAACCCAGAGAGCAACACCUUUCAGCUGCCUACUCCCAACUCCCCCUCUUACAACUGUGUCACUCAGAUUGCCAACCUUUUGCAAAGCAACGCCUUGUCCGCAACACUAGCGGCAGCUGGUAAUAUGAGUGCGCCACCCCAAGGGGCCAAUGCGUCUACGUCCGGUCCUCCACCAGUUACACCCACAGUUCAGAAUCCAACCACAAUAACACAACUGCUUACCCACAACAACAACAAUGGUACAGUGGCUUCUGUUAAUGCCAAGAAGUCAAGGAAGAAUGCCAAAACACCAAAGGAUGAAACUGCAGAGAUGAAAAAGACAAAGAAGAAGAAAGAGUCCAGCACAUCUAGGAAAUCAAAGUGCUCCAAGAGCUCAGGGCAGCCCACUCCUGCUGCUGAGAAUCCUCCAAUGACUCCUGCUGAGAGUGCUCAAGCAAUUAUCAACCAAGCAAUGGCGAGUAACUACACACCCAAGUGGAGCGGGCUUCGAACACUAAGCCCCUCCUCACUGGUUCUGCCACCUGGUCUGCUGAUUGAACCAGAGCCCCCAGUGUCGCCUCCCAAUCCAUCACCAACACCAGCACCAGCACAGGUCCAAGCGCCCCGCCCUCGCACCCAUGUCCGCAUGAAGAGGGUGUCCUCACUUUCAGACCGCAUUGUCACAAAGAAGUCAAAGGUUGACUUCCUUAAGCCAGAGCCCAUCAGUGAGGAUGAAGAGCGCCACAGACCGACCUUUCCAAGCAUGUCCAGCAGGGCUUCAGGAGUGCGCAUCAAGACCCCAACGGUGAAAGGUGUGCUUAACCUGGAUGAGUUAAAGGAGGAGCACAUGAGUGAUUCGGGGAGCUCAGGGUCUGAUCCUUGGGAUUACAUGUCUCAUGGUGAACAGGGUGAACAAGGCAAUCAACAGGCAUGGGAACCAGUGGGACACAGCACCCUGACUGACUGGAAGAGAUACUCAGGUGCUGCUUCUGCAUCAGAUGAUGAACCACUGUCACCCGAAGAAGAUGAGGAAUUUCAAACCAACAAAGACCAGCCUCACUUAAGAUUUGAGAUUACCAGUGAUGAUGGUUUCAGUAUAGAGGCAGAUAGUAUUGAGGUGGCGUGGAAAGCAGUCAUUGAUGGAGUGCAGGAGGCCCGAGCUAUUGCACGGUUGAGACCUCUCACCUUUCAGAGGAUCACUGGAGCCCGAAUGUUUGGUCUGGUCCACGAUGCAGUGGUGUUUUUGCUGGAGCAGCUUGAAGGAGCCCAUCGUUGUCAACGGCAUACUUUCCGUUUCUUCAAACAGUUCAGCCAGGAGGACGACCUCCCUGUGAAUCCCAGCGGGUGUGCACGGUCAGAGGUCUACCUUAGGAAAUCCACCUUUGACAUUUUUAACUUCCUAGCUUCUCAGCACAGACAGCUUCCUGACAUCGGGCCUUAUGAUGAUGAGGAGGAUGAAGUUCUUUUGAAGUCAACCAGACGGGCUACUAGUUUGGAAUUACCCAUGGCCAUGCGCUUCAGACAUCUGGAAAGAACAUCCAAGGAGGCUGUAGGCGUGUACAGGUCUGCUAUCCAUGGUCGCGGUCUGUUCUGCAAGAGGAACAUUGAAGCAGGGGAGAUGGUGAUUGAAUAUGCAGGCAUAGUCAUUCGUGCAGUGCUCACUGACAAAAGGGAGAAGUACUACGACGGAAAGGGUAUCGGCUGCUACAUGUUCCGCAUUGAUGACUUUGACGUGGUGGAUGCGACCAUGCAUGGCAACGCGGCGAGAUUCAUCAACCACUCCUGUGAGCCUAACUGCUACUCCCGAGUGAUCAACGUGGAGGGUCGGAAGCACAUCGUCAUCUUCGCCCUAAGGAAGAUCUACAGAGGAGAGGAGCUUACCUACGACUACAAGUUCCCAAUUGAAGAUGCCAGCAACAAACUCAGCUGCAACUGUGGGGCCCGGCGCUGUCGCCGUUUCCUGAACUGAGAAAUCUCGCCUUUUAAAAGAAAAGAAGUGGGGCAACCUGUUUACUAGUAAGCCUUAAAUUAAGGUGGCACUGGAUUGGG